AUGCUGGAUCCCGCCCAUCUCACAGUUCUCCUACCCCGCGCUGAAGAAGGGAGUGCUGCCGAUGCCUGUGCUACGGGAAACGAGUAUGAUGGCCGUAUGGGCCUGCGUGUAUCCGCCGUGUUUGUGAUCUUGGUCGGCUCUUCUCUCGGCGCUUUAUUCCCUGUUUGGGCUCGUCCCGGCGCCGUGAGGGAUGGGAAACGGCGUAUGAACGUUCCUCCAUGGGCUUUUUUCGUGGCAAAGUACUUCGGCUCGGGUGUUAUUGUGGCUACCGCAUUCAUCCACCUCCUUGCGCCUGCCCACGAAGCGUUGAGCAACCCCUGCCUAACCGGGCCAAUUACAGAAUAUCCCUGGGUGGAAGGGAUCAUGCUCAUGACGAUUGUCCUCCUUUUCUUCAUCGAACUUAUGGUCAUCCGAUUCGCUCGCUUUGGAGAUGCAGAUAUUGCCAGGGAGAUUGAAGAUGGUUCCUACAAGCACGACCAACCCCACAGCCACAGCCACAACCACAGCCAUGGUAACGACAACGUCCUCUGCACCACCCUUGUUCACUCACAUACCCAUGACCACCAGUGUGAAAUUUCGUCCAUACAUUCCGAACACAGAACCCAUGUCCCUAGCGAGGAUCAUUCGGGCCACAGUCGCGAUCUCCCGUCAGACAUAUCCUCCAACAAUCAUUGUCACACUCCCGCUGCUGAUGAAAAACCAUCGCCCCACAACCACGUUCACGGCCAUGAUCACCACCAUCACCAUCACCACCAUGGCCAUACCCUCUCCUCCCUCGUAGAAGACUACAGCGCGCAGCUAACUUCCAUCUUCAUCCUCGAAUUCGGCAUAAUCUUCCACUCAAUCUUCAUCGGCCUCACCCUCGCCGUCGCAGGCGAAGAAUUCAUAACCCUUUACGUGGUGCUGGUCUUCCACCAGACAUUCGAAGGCCUAGGUCUAGGCUCCCGCCUGGCGACCGUCCCCUGGCCGCGCUCCAAGCGGCUAACACCAUACAUGCUUGCAAUUGUCUUCGGCCUAUCUACUCCAAUCUCAAUUGCCAUUGGCCUUGGUGUUCGCGAGUCGUACCCACCCGAGGGCCGGACGACGCUGAUCGUAAAUGGCGUCUUCGAUUCGAUAUCUGCGGGCAUUCUGAUAUACACUGCCCUGGUGGAAUUGAUGGCACAUGAGUUUAUGUUCAGCCCGUCGAUGCGGCGGGCUCCCAUUCGGAAGGUUCUGGCUGCGUUUGGACUGCUCUGCCUGGGCGCGGCGCUGAUGGCCUUGUUGGGGAAAUGGGCUUAA
Molecule: messenger RNA, 1278 nt
Organism: Blastomyces dermatitidis ER-3
Lineage: Eukaryota; Fungi; Ascomycota; Eurotiomycetes; Onygenales; Ajellomycetaceae
Product: membrane zinc transporter
Exons: 1
Coding region: 1-1278 (425 amino acids)
Biological process (GO): zinc ion import across plasma membrane
Cellular component (GO): plasma membrane
Molecular function (GO): low-affinity zinc ion transmembrane transporter activity
Source: RefSeq, a predicted model, not a curated record